AUGGCAGACAAGGCAGAGAAAAUUGCUGCUGCAAGAAAAAAGCUGAAGCAGUAUCAGGCGCGACAGAAGGACCGUGAUCAUGACCCGCAUCAGCCGCAAGAACCAUGCACUGAACCGACACCGCCAGACAUAGGUCAACCGGCAGAGGUAAAUCAGUCGCCAUCUCCGCAACCACCGUCCUUUGGGAAAAUCGAUCAUCCCAUCGGUACGCUGCAUCAAGAUGAUUUCAAUGGUGGGAGCUUCUCAUCGGUGGAGCUCAACGCUCCCAAACCCUCCACCUCGAACGAUGGAACAGCUGUUUCGAUUGCGAACUACUUCAGCAGCAGCACAUUCGCCAUUUCCCAUCCGCCGGGUGCGGUGGAUUUGUUUGAAAAUGUCGAACCGAAGCUCGCCUCGGUACCAACUCCAUCAGCUGCCCCGGUAUCGGUGGCGGAGGUCCGGCAACCGGAACCACCGGUUGAUCCCAGCGUGUACAACAUUAACAAACUGUCGGACGAAAUUGGUAACCUUAUCGCGAAUGCGAAUGCUGAUCUUGGGCCACAAAACACGAUACUGGAGCUGGAAUCGGAAAAGGCCGAUCUGGCGCGACAGUUGAACGCAGAGAAGCUAGAAAACGAUGAACUGCGGUUGCGGCUGCGCAACAAUCAGUCGCUGGUGGAUGAGCUGAAGAUCGAGAUCGAUAAGCUGCGGUUGGAGAACAGUACGCGCGUUACGGUGGAACUGGGUCCACUGCAGGAACAGCUUCAGAUGCAAAUUCAAGCGGUCGGUGUGUUGGUUGGUGAGAAAGCGGAACUUACCGCAUCGCUGGGAAAGUGUAAAUCUCUCCUGCAGGAACGUUCGGCCGAAAAUGAUGCGCUGCAACACCGUCUGCAAGACACAAACGCUACCGUACAGAAGCUGCAAGGUGAACUAAACGAAGCGAAAAGCCACGGGCAGCGGUACGAGCAGCUAGAGCAAACGAUCAGCACCCAGGUCGGAGAAUACCAGCGCGAAGCUGAACGUUUCCGCAAGCUGUACGAAGAUCUGCAGGAAGAUUUAGCCGAGCUGCGCCAAAAGCUUACUGUGCGCAAUGAAGAGUAUCACGCAGCACAGCAAUCGCUCGACCAGACACGAUCCGAACUGGGCCUAGCGAAGAUACGCAUCGAUCAGCUAACCACGGACGAUGGGCAGGAUUAUAAUGCGAGAAUCGAAUCACUUACGCAGCAGAAUCUUAUCAAGGCGCAACAAAUUAAGGAUCUGCAGGAGGUAAUUAAACAGAUCGGCACGGAACGGGACCAGAGCAGCCAGCAAUACCAGAACUAUGUGCUGCACUUGAACAAGGAAAUAAGCAAUCUGGCGGAAAAGAUUCAGGAGCUGACGGAUGAGAACAAUCGGCUGUCGAAGAGUGAGGAGACGGCCGUACGCUUUGCAAACGAGCUCGAGCGCCAGAUACAGCAGCAGAUGCAAAAGCUGCAGCGAGUGUAUGCCGGACAGCAGGAAGCGCAAACAGACGUUACCGAGAGUAAUUUUAAGUUGCGCGAAGAUCACGACAAGCUAAAAGCGGAACUAGACACACUGCGCAUCAGUCACGACAGGUUGGAACGUGAAAAGGAAGAGCUUAUGAAUGGAAACGUUUCCAAAGAGAAUGAGCAGAAAAAUGAUUAUGAAACGCAGGUUAAACAGUACGAAGAGCAAAUAGCUCAACUACAACUUACGGUGGAAAGACUCCAGCUGGAUAAACCGGAUGUGGCGAAGCUGCUGGUGGAAAUUGAAAGUGGCCGGGUUGGUGCUUCCCGUGCCGUAACGCAGAACCAGGAGCUGAAGUCUCAGCUGGAAGAAAUGCAACGGGCGUUUGUGCAGAUUAGCAAUGACAAGCUGAACCUCACGGAUAAGCUGCAAACGGAACUACAUCUCGGAAAGGAGAUGAAGGCCAACUACGGCAAUCUCGAGUCCGAGCUGGGUGCCAUCCGUGAGAAGCUACACUACAAGGACGAGGAAAUGAUUCGUCUGGCGCACGAAAACACCGAACUGAGCAAGCAAAUUUAUCAACAGAAUCAAGAAAUCGAUCGAUUACGCUACUACGAGUCACGAUCGAACGAUGCCGCAACGUUGCAGCGCGAACUGGAGCUGCAGAAGCGUACCGCCGAUGAGCUGCGGCGCCAGCUGCGCGAAGGUUCCAUCUCGAGCGAAUCGCCCAUGCUGGUAAACGGUGAUCAAACGGCACAUGAACAUACGAUCGACACUAGCCCGCUACAGCAAGAGAUCGAUACGCUUCGACAGGAGAAGGAAGAAUUGCUGAAAGCCUUGAACCGAUUCCAGCAAGAUCGUACGCAAGACGCCACCGAAGGACCACCGAACGGUGUCGGUGCGUUCGAUCGCCAAUCGUCUAUCGUGAGCAGCAUCCCAACGAUGGAAGCGAUGGAAAAGUUACAGCAGCGCUUCAAACGUACCAUGGUUGAGGUGGCCGAAUUGACCGAGGAAAAGCAACGGCUCGAACAUUUGGUAUUGCAGCUGCAAGGCGAAACGGAAACCAUCGGUGAAUACAUCACACUUUAUCAGCAGCAAAGAAGAUUGCUGAAACAAAAGGAUAUGGAACGCGAUCUGCAGCUUCAGCAGCUGGCAGACGAUCGCGAGAUGAUGAAACUCAAGCUAAAGGAGCUUAACUAUCUGGUGCAUCGGUUGGUUCAGGAACAGCAGCAGGAUGGUGGUGAACAUGAUCACGAAUCCCAUCAUCACCAUCACCAUCAUCAUCAUGCUUCGUUGAACAACAGUAGUAGUAGUGGUGGCAGUGGUUACAACUACAGUCAGUUUGACACGAACAGUACGCAUGUGAAUAAUACUAGUCCCGUUCCGGGUUCCGGUGCACCGCAUCAUGAUGAUGUCGCAACGGCUUCAAUAGAAGCCCCUUCACCGCCCGGUGCUGAUGGGGAUUAUCACCAUUCACCACUGCCAUUACCAAAGGUGCACAUUAAACCAACGGAAACGGCUGGUCGCAUCCUUUCGCUGUUGACCGACAUCAAGGAGGCAAAUAUUCCGUACGGUAGCGGUGUACAGCACUGCUCCUGCUGUUCCGGCCGGUUGGAAACGGUUUAG
This is a messenger RNA of Anopheles marshallii, 3072 nucleotides long. RefSeq names its product golgin subfamily A member 2. The coding region runs from base 1 to 3072 and encodes 1023 amino acids. The record is from RefSeq and is a predicted model, not a curated record. The transcript is spliced from 4 exons. Gene Ontology annotation, cellular component: cis-Golgi network; Golgi cis cisterna; Golgi apparatus. NCBI's taxonomy places the organism in Eukaryota, Metazoa, Arthropoda, Insecta, Diptera, Culicidae. Gene Ontology annotation, biological process: Golgi organization.